AGUAGAUCAGUGACCUUCCUCUGAGCUGACGAUGACGAGGACGUCUGUUGUUCUCUGACACAAGCUGGGUUGUUUUUUCCACUUUGGGACCAUUUUUCCACUUUUUAAUUUGUAUAAAUAAAUCUGUCGGCUCCCUGUGAGUCGGCGUAUCUGCCGCCAAAGCUGCUUCCUGUCCACAGAUCGUACACUUGACUGCUUUUAGAGUUUUUACGCAGACUGUGCCAAAAUGUCUCUACUUGUAGCUGACCUGAGCAGAGGAGAGAUGACGGAGUUCCAGGAGAAGCUGCGGCAGCAGCACGAGGAGUUGAUGCACCGUGAGCUGGAGGGGCUGCUCGCUACGGGCAACACAGCGGAGGCGGAGAUCUCCAGGAAAGACUUUGAUGGCUUCAAGAACCUCUUCCACAGAUUCCUGCGGGUCAAAGGUCCUUCAGUCGAGUGGCCCAAGAUCAACCGGCCGCCAGAGGAAGCGAUCCAGCCCUAUGAGAAGAUCAAAGCCAAGGGUCUCCCCGCCGACAUCGCCGCCAGCCUCAACAAGCUGGCCGUGGUCAAACUGAAUGGCGGUCUGGGGACCAGCAUGGGCUGCAAGGGCCCCAAGAGUCUGAUCAGCGUCCGCAGCGAGAACACGUUCCUGGACCUGACGGUGCAGCAGAUCGAGCAUCUGAACAAAACCUUCAACGCCAACGUUCCACUGGUUCUGAUGAACUCGUUCAACACUGACGAAGACACAAAUAAAAUCCUGCAGAAAUACAAACACCAUCGAGUUGAUAUACACACAUUCAACCAGAGCAGGUAUCCAAGAAUCAACAAAGAGUCUCUGCUGCCCGUCGCCAAACACCUGGGAAUGAGCGGCGACAACACCGAUGCGUGGUACCCACCGGGACACGGCGACAUCUACGCCAGCUUCCACAACUCGGGGCUGCUGGACCAACUCAUCUCGGAGGGGAAGGAGUACAUCUUCGUGUCCAACAUCGACAACUUGGGCGCCACCGUCGACCUCUUCAUCCUCCACCACCUGAUGAGUCAGCCGGCAGACAAGCGCUGCGAGUUCAUCAUGGAGGUCACCGACAAGACCAGAGCCGACGUCAAGGGCGGGACGCUGAUCCAGUACGAGGAUCAUCUGAGGCUGCUGGAGAUUGCACAAGUGCCGAAGGCUCACGUCGACGAGUUCAAGUCCGUCACCAAGUUCAAGAUUUUCAACACCAACAACCUGUGGAUCUCACUGCCGGCCAUCAAGAGGCUGCAGGAGCAGAACAAGAUGGACCUGGAGAUCAUCGUCAACCCCAAGACUUUGGACGGCGGCCUGAACGUCAUCCAGUUGGAGACGGCGGUGGGCGCCGCAAUCAAGAGCUUUAAAAACGCCAUGGGUGUGAAUGUCCCGCGUAGCCGCUUCCUGCCGGUGAAGACGUCGUCUGACCUCCUGCUGGUGAUGUCGAACCUCUACAGUCUGGACGCUGGCUCGCUCACCAUGAGCAAGAAGAGAGAGUUCCCCACGACGCCGCACGUCAAGCUGGGCAGCUCCUUCACCAAGGUUCAGGAAUUUCUCGCCAGAUUUGAGAACAUUCCGGAAAUGUUGGAGCUGGAUCACCUCACGGUCUCCGGAGACGUCACCUUCGGGAAAAAUGUUUCUUUGAAGGGAACCGUCAUCAUCAUCGCGAAUCACGGAGAUCGGAUUGAUAUUCCCGCUGGAGCGAUGCUGGAGAAUAAGAUCGUCUCCGGAAACCUGCGCAUCCUUGACCACUGAGGCUUCUCUAUGAGGAGUUUGGGGUUUGGUUCCAUGUUGACAACAGACUAAUAAAAUCAGCUAAGUUUAAGAUACUGGUGUCUAUGAUAUCAUAAGAACAUGUUCACGUCUUUAUCUCACUGUUAGACAGACAUUUCCAACAGGAAACGGAAGUUUGUAGAACCACUCACUCUCCCACACCAAAGUCCAUAGAGAAAAUCAGUGUUUUUAACAUCACAGUACACAGGAGUUGUUGAUCCACUGCUGCCUCCAUCACUGAGUUCAAAUGUCUUAUUUUUGUGACUUCUGUGUUUAAAACCCUUUGUUCAGAUUUACCUCAGUGACACAAAGUGACCACAGGAGGCAGCAGUGGACCAGCAGCUCUGUCUAACAGUGAGAUAAAGACGUGGACAUGUUCUUAGAUCGCUGUAGAUUUGUCCUUUUACCUUUGAUAGAACCUUCUCAAACAGACUGUCCAUGAUGGCCACCAGCUUAGCUGAGAUUUGGUCGUUGUAGUCCUGUAUAAAAAAUGUAAAAACUAAAAAAGGUGUUUAUUUA
Messenger RNA from Solea solea (common sole), 2278 nucleotides. RefSeq names its product UTP--glucose-1-phosphate uridylyltransferase-like. Gene Ontology annotation, biological process: glycogen metabolic process; UDP-alpha-D-glucose metabolic process. Gene Ontology annotation, cellular component: cytoplasm. The transcript has 10 exons. Lineage: Eukaryota; Metazoa; Chordata; Actinopteri; Pleuronectiformes; Soleidae. Bases 227 to 1741 code for a protein of 504 amino acids. Gene Ontology annotation, molecular function: UTP:glucose-1-phosphate uridylyltransferase activity. The record is from RefSeq and is a predicted model, not a curated record.